AUGAUUUACGCUCGUUGGCUUGAAAAACCAGAUUUCACAGAUGCAGAUGUGGCAACCGUUCUUGCUCACGAGGUUGGACAUGGAUUGGCUCGCCAUUCCUCUGAAUCUUUGUCGAGGUCAAUUGUGCUUGGACUUCUUGGAGGUAUAAUCAUUAGUAAAGCUGACCCCGUUAACAAAGUACAUGUUAUCAAGGGAGUUCUCGCUAUUAUAGAUAUCAUCAACGCCUUCUUUUCCAGGAGGAGGGAAGUGGAAGCUGACCGGAUAGGAAUGAUGUUGAUGGCCGCGGCUGGCUAUGACCCCCGUCGUGUAUGCCGGAGUUUUGCCAGAAAUAUCUCGAUUCCAAGAGCAAUUACAGGUCAACCCACCCUUCUGGAAAGGAAAGAGCUAAGAAGCUGA
Messenger RNA from Oldenlandia corymbosa var. corymbosa, 396 nucleotides. The record is from the annotation of a GenBank genome assembly. Lineage: Eukaryota; Viridiplantae; Streptophyta; Magnoliopsida; Gentianales; Rubiaceae.